UGUUGCUAGGUAACACUCCAGGCUCGGCGCUCUGGCCCUGCGCACUGCUGCGGGGUUGGGCGCCAUCUUUCGGCGCUCGCUUGCUCUCCCCUGCCGGGAUCUCAUCAUGGAGUCGCAGUGCGAUUACUCGAUGAUCUUCCCGGCAUGUCCCGUGUUACCGGCGGACCUCCCGGGCCGGUACCGCUCCCUCCCCCGCCGCAACCACCUCUACCUGGGAGAGACGCUGCGCUUCCUGCUCGUAUUGCGGCUUCGGAGCGGCGGGGAGGCCGGGCAGGACAGGGCGGGGUCUGAGGCCUUAUGUCAGGAGAGUCCGGGGGCCGAGAACUGCUCCUGGGCCCCGCUGGCCGCCUCUCUGUCUGCCCUGGCCAGUGUGUGCCCCGGGGAGGAGGAGCCCGAGGAGGAGGACGAGAGCGGCGGGGAGCGCGGAGGAGCCUACCGGGGGUGCAGAGCCAUCCUGAGCCAGCAGCAGCCUGCGGGGGGCGCCCUGGGGACGCCGGUCACUGACCCUGUAGUAGCCUGUGAUGAGGUCAUCUUCCCCCUCUCCGUGUCUCUGGACCGUCUGCCACCCACUACUGUAAAAGCAAAGAUAGUGGUCACAGUCUGGAAGAGGGACUCUGAGCAGUCUCGGGCAAAGACCCUCGGAUACCGCUCUCUGCUGCUCAAUUCUACACCAGGUCAGAUCUUCAAGGAGGAGCAGGCCACCUUCAAGGCUCAAGUGAGUACCCUCCUCACCGUGCUCCCACCUCCCACCCUCAGGUGCCGUCAGAUCAACGUGUCCGGGAAACACCUCACAGCUCUGAAAGUGCUGAACACUUCCUCUCAGGAUGAACUCUGUAUUCGGGAUGUACAGAUACUCCCCAACUUCAAUGCCAGUUACCUGCCCGUCAUGCCCGACGGCUCGGUGCUCCUUGUGGACAAUGUCUGUCACCAGUCAGGAGAUGUCAGCGUGGCCUCCUUCCUGCGCCUGCACAGCUGCUCAUCCCAGUUACCCAGCAUGCUCUGCUCCCUGGAGGAGCACAAUUUCCUUUUCCAGCUGCAAACAGGAGAGCGCCCCCCGGAGGAUGCCAAAGAGGGUCUGGAGGUUCCUUUAAUCGCUAUAAUUCACUGGUCCACCCCAAAGCUGCCAUUUACAUCUGGAAUAUACACCCAUUACAAGCUCCCCAGUAUUCGCCUGGAGCGGCCGCGGUUUGUGAUGUCGGCGCGCUGUGACUCCCCGGUACAGACACACACCCCGUUUCGUGUUACAUACACUCUGCUGAAUGAUCUGCAGGACUUCCUGGCUGUCCGACUGGUCUGGACCCCAGAUACCAACAUGGCAGCGGGUGGUAGAUGUCUGUCAGAAGAGGAGCGGCGAGUUACACAAGCAGCACAGGAGGCCGUUGUGUGUUACACCCCUAUUAAUAGUCUGGGCUUCUGUCGCAAAGGAAGCUCCGUCACCAUCGGCGUCACAUUCAUGGCAUUAAAAGCCGGGCUGUUUGAGCUCAGUCAGCAUAUGAAGCUGAAGCUGCAGUUCACAGCCAGUGUGUCUCAGGCCCCUCCGGACGCUCGUCCUGUCUCACGUAGGAGUAGUCCCAGCAGCCCUGCCCUGAGGGACCUAGAAAGACAGCAGCAGGGGGGCGCUCUAGGGAGGUCACAGUCCUUCUCUCACCAGCAGCCUCCUCGUGGGCAGCUCAUCAGGACCGGAAGUGUGAUGGAGCGGCGUGCCAUUACCCCACCUGUGGGAUCCCCCUUGGGUCGACCGCUGUAUUUGCCUCCUGAGCGGGCUGCUCUGUCUCUGGAUAAAAUUGCAAAGCGCCAGUGCAAAGUUCUGGUUGUGAAUCCGGUCCAGUGACCCCCACAGUCCCCCCCCCAACGUUGUAAAGGAGGAGACUCGCCCCACCCGAAGGUGGACGGGGAAGCCAACAAAAGUCUGGGAUUGAAGAGGGAUGUGUGGACCAAGCAACCUGUGCUUGAAGGGAGAUUAAGCCAAAUCCUGGAUAGGGGGAUUAAAGGGCCAACAUAAGCUUGGCUUAUUAAGGGACCGGAGCCAAAUAGUCUCUGCUGGAGCGGCGUUGCAGCCUUUAGAGAUGGUGACAUGGAGCUGAAUGCUGCCUGUGUCAGUUGGGUAACGGGGCCAAAUGCAGCUAGUGCGGGGAGCAGAACUGUAGACCACACAGCCUAUGGGAGGGGAGGAAUGUAGGCGGGGACUAAAAAUAAGCCUUGUCCAUGUGGGUGGGAGUGAGUUGUAAAUCCUGUCCACGUGGACAGGAAGCGGGAUUAAGCCCUGCCCACAUGGACAGGAAGAACGAUUAAGCCCUGCCCACAAUGGACAGGAAGAACGAUUAAGCCCUGCCCACAUGGACAGGAAGAACGAUUAAGCCCUGCCCACAUGGACAGGAAGUAUGAUUAAGCCCUGCCCACAUGGACAGGAAGUAAGAUUAAGCCCUGCCCAUGUGGGCGGGCCCAAAGUAUGGGGGUGGGAUGGGAUUAAGGUACUACUGGGGUGACAUUCCCUCCAUUUGAUGCUAGGAAACGAUGGCAGAACAGACUGUACUCCUGGCUGUGUCCCCGCCAUCUCUUCCAGACAUUCAGGAUUUUUUUUAUGUUUACAUUUUUUUGCCUUUUAUUUUUAUUUAUACAUUUCAGACACCGGACUUCUGCACUCGCCCAGGAAUACCCUGGGUUUGCACAUGACCCCAAUGUUCUGUCUAACGCUGCGGGUAGACCGUUUAUAAGCGAGUACUUUAUUGUCAGUAUACACACUGGAAGCAUUGCCUGUCAGGACUUAUGGAGGUGAUGAAGGGACCUUUUUUUUUUUUUUUUUUUUAAAUACUGUAUCAGGAUUACAGGUCAGAUUUUAUUUUUAAAAGAAAAAGUGAAUUAUGUGUUUUAAAAUUAAUUUAAAGGUACAAGCACCAUGGACCAAAUGCCAAAACUGUAAGAUGAUUAUGCUGUAAGAUUGUGGACCACCAGGAAUGUGUCAGGUAGAGUUUUCUGGCUAUGCAUAGUGUUGGAGAUUGCUGCACCACCUGCUGGAUGCAGUGCUGUGCUGCACCACCUGCUGGAUGCAGUGCUGUGCUGCACCACCUGCUGGAUGCUGCAUUUCUCCACCUGCCUAACACUGUUCUGUUCCGCCUGCUGGAUGCAGUGCUACACUGCUCCACCUGUGGUAUGGUUGUAAUUUAUAAGGAUACAAUGAUGUGCUGUCCUUGGGCCCAGCACACUGGUCUAGUAUAUCCAGUACAUAGAUAUUGGAGGUAAGGAUCAUUCUAGGCUUAGGCAUGCAGAUUCAUCAUCUAGGUACAAGUAUUUAAGGCUGUGUUCACAUGUUGCAUUGCGGUUUUAUUGCAGUAUGGCAUUGUUUUUACUGUGAUUAUGCAAUACCACAACAGUACUGCAGUGAAACUGAAAUGUGUGAACACAGCCUAAAGGGGAGAUUCAGCCCCAGAUCAGGUACAGCCCACUUAUAAUAGAUUUUAUAGAUGGAUAGAUUAUAAAACUAGGGCCCUCCAAGUAGUGUGCAGGGGCCGGAGUGGGCCCGUGUUCAGGAGUAUUACCCUUCAAAUGUGAUUGGAUUUCACAGAGAUCCCCGGAUAGGUAGCCGUCAUAUUUAUGAGCACGUACUGGCCGGUUAGGGAGUUCUCCAUCAUUGUUUUGUGUGCUUUUAGCUGCUAAAAUACUGCUCUGGUUAUUACCACAGUCCCUGAGGUCGGAGCUAUGAGUGACCUUUACAGGUGCAGUUCCCCUUUAAAGGGGGUGCUCCGCUGCCCCCAGCAUUCAACAUUUUGUUCUGGACGCUGGGUGCGGGCGGCGGAGGUCGUGAUGUCAUGGCCAGGCCCCUCGUCACGGAACGCCCCCUCAAUGCAAGUCUAUGGGAGGGGGC
This is a messenger RNA of Hyla sarda, 3862 nucleotides long. RefSeq names its product trafficking protein particle complex subunit 14 (gene TRAPPC14). Bases 107 to 1831 code for a protein of 574 amino acids. Gene Ontology annotation, molecular function: alpha-tubulin binding. Gene Ontology annotation, cellular component: TRAPPII protein complex. The transcript is spliced from 11 exons. Gene Ontology annotation, biological process: cilium assembly. The record is from RefSeq and is a predicted model, not a curated record. Lineage: Eukaryota; Metazoa; Chordata; Amphibia; Anura; Hylidae.